Molecule: messenger RNA, 1217 nt
Organism: Neurospora crassa OR74A
Lineage: Eukaryota; Fungi; Ascomycota; Sordariomycetes; Sordariales; Sordariaceae
Product: inorganic phosphate transporter
Exons: 3
Coding region: 285-860 (191 amino acids)
Biological process (GO): protein targeting to ER
Cellular component (GO): endoplasmic reticulum; mitochondrion
Source: RefSeq, a predicted model, not a curated record
CAGCCUUGGCCUUUUUUUGCCGGCGGCCGGCUCAAGCCAAAGGGAACUGUCCAGACAGAGUGUCCAUCCCGCAGUCUUGCAGCUACACUAGUUAAAUAAAAUCUGUCGCGAUCCAUCAUCACCUCUGUGACUCCGUCUCUUUGCCAACGCAAUCCAUCUACCUACCGCCAGUUGCGCAUAUUCUUCCCCUUGAUUCUUUGUUGUCGACACCCAACGUCGUCAACGUCGUUUAUUUGGUUAUACUCUUUUCUAAUCUCUCCGCCCCGCGGUCAAACAUAUUCACAAUGGGUCUCUCCCCCCAAAUCACCAACCUGAUCAUCAUCCUUGGUAUGAUGCAGGUCGCCAAGAAGAUUCCCUUCGAGGACCCCAACGUUCUCAACCUCUGCCGCGCUCUUUACGCGCUCAGCAAUGUCAUCAUCCUCUGCAUCCACCUCUACAUCAUGAACACCAUCAACAAGAAGAAGGACCUCACCACCCUCAAGUACGUUGAGCCGGCGCCGAUGGGUUCCACUGAGGAGGGCAAGCUCGUCACCACCACUAUCCACGCCUACGAUCUCGCCCAGUCCAAGCAGCUCCUCCGCUCCCAGAUGAUGGGCGUCUUCAUGAUGGGCGUCAUGCACCUCUACUUCAAGUACACCAACCCCCUCCUCAUCCAGAGCAUCAUCCCCCUCAAGGGCGCCUUCGAGUCCAACCUUGCCAAGAUCCACAUCUUUGGCCAGCCCGCCAGCGGCGACCUCAAGCGUCCCUUCAAGCAGUCUGCUGGUCUGAUGGCCGGUCUCCAGGGCGGCGCUGCUCAGAGCGACAAGAAGGCUGUUGAGGCUGCCGAGCGUGCUGGCCGCGGUGGCGCCAAGGAGGAGUAAAGCGAUGCAAAAAAAUCGACUUUGGAAAUGCUGCAUGGUGCAGAUAAAAAAAUAAAAUAAAUAAAAAAGGAAGGGAAACAGCAGGUUAUCCACGACCGUGCCGGCUAUCAUCUGGGCGGGUAAUACUUUGUACCAAUAUGGCUUGGGAAGCAUUGGCAAUUUACGUAUAGACAUGACAUCCUUUGGUUCAGGUUAGACGGAUGGGCGGUGGUUAAUGGGAUUAAGCAAAUGGCGGCUCAGCGAGGCAGUCCGCUUAGCAGGCUACGUUGCCAGGACUUUGGAGUAGCAAACAAUACACUACUAUCUGGAUUGGCAUACUAUGUGUUCACUACCUCUACAAAUGUCUUGUUGUUAUGG